AUUUUCUUUGUGAAAGCACGCUGCCCCUCCGUUGAGGCUGUUACACAUAUCUUCGUCUGUUUUUAAGGCUGCAGUCUUUGAUAACUGAAACUACUACUAUACGAAAGGCUGUGUAUUAGAAGCUUAGGUUUGCAUUCAACGUGUGUGUGGACCAUAAGCAAGUCCUGUAAUAGCAGUUUCUGGACCAGAAAGUCAAAAAGAACAUAUCCAAACAAGUUAAAGAAACAAAGAUGACAAUGAACGAGGAGGAUCAGAAGAGCAAUAUUUACACUCCUGGACCUAAUGCUGUAGACAUAACUCCAGAAAAGGAUGGUGGCAUUUUGAAGGAAAUCAUCAAAGAAGGCGAGGGUAAUGACACACCUGGAACUGGUCACACUGUCUCUGUUCACUAUACAGGUCGGCUCACAGAUGGUACAGUUUUUGAUUCUAGUGUAGAGCGUGGAGAAAAAUUUGAAUUCCAGCUUGGAAAAGGAGAAGUUAUCAAGGCAUGGGAUGUGGGUGUGGCUACAAUGAAGAAAGGUGAAAAAGCUGUGCUUACCUGUAAACCUGAAUAUGCCUAUGGAGAGAGUGGAAGUCCUCCAAAAAUACCAGAAAAUGCAACACUAGUGUUUGAAGUUGAACUGUUUGAUUGGAAGAUGGAAGAUUUAACAUCUAAGAAAGAUGGAGGGAUAUUAAGAAAAAUAAUUUGCUUGGGUGAAGGUUAUAGCACUCCAAAUGAAGGAGCUUCAGUUGAAGUUCAUUUCACUGGAAAGUACAAUGGUGUAGUUUUUGAGGAACGAGAUCUUACUUUCACCUUGGGUGAAGGCUGUGAAUUUGGAGUGGUUGAAGGACUUGAAAUGGCACUUGAGAAAUUCAAAAAAGGAGAGAAGUCUGUCAUUAAUUUGAAAUCAAAGUAUGCAUUUGGCUCCAAGGGAAAGGCAGAAUUUAAUAUUCCACCGAAUGCUGAAAUUCAGUAUGAAGUGGAACUGAAGAAUUUUGAAAAAGCCAAACAAGGCUGGGAAAUGGAUUCUGAUGAAAAACUGGAACAGUCUGAAGUUGUAAAAACUAAAGGAACAGAUUAUUUUAAAACUGGAAAGUAUAAUUUGGCUAUAAAACAAUACAAGAAGAUAGUUUCUUUCCUUGAAUUUGAGAAGUUUGAAGAAGAAGAAAAAGCAAAGCAAUGUGAAGCAUUAUUGUUGGCUGCUCAUCUUAAUCUUGCUAUGUGUUAUUUGAAAGUGGAUAAUAACAAGGAAGUAAUCAAUUCAUGUGACAAAGCUUUGGAGAAAGAUCCUAAUAAUGUGAAGGGUUUCUUCAGAAGGGGACAGGCAAGGAUGGGUUUAAAAGAUUAUGAUGUAGCAAAAGAAGACUUUGAAAUAGUUCUAAAGCUUGAUAACAACAACAAGGCUGCUCGAAACCAGAUCUUAUUGUGCAACAACAAGAUCAAAGAAUACAAACAAAGAGAGAAAAAUACUUAUCGGAACAUGUUUGAAAAGUUUGCUGAGCAGGAUGCCAUUCGAGACAAGCACAUCAAGGGCAAAACUGAAGAGAAAGGAGUGUGGAAUGCUAAUGGAGAUGGAGAUAAAAACAUACAGGAUGAAAUGGCCGAUGAAGAACACAAUGAUGAUGUUUCAUUAACAGAAACUGAAUAGUGAAUAACAUUGAUGUUGCUGUUAAAAAAAGUAUUUUUCAUUUAUUUAGGCUAAAAGCCAUUGAUUUUAUUUACUAUAAUAGAGUUCCAGACAUCUGAAAUGCUAAAAUUAAGACCUAGAAUGUAAUCUGUCCUGUUUCUACAAGAUAGGUUUUGAAUGGCAUAUGAUAAAAUCAGUAAAUAUUAAGCUAUAGCCUUUCUCCUUCUGUGUUUUGACUCAUGACCUUCAAAGCAUCACAUAAACCAGAAUCAUCUUAAUUUAAUGUGUCAUCAUUUCUCACGUUUAUGAAUUAUCAAAACUUACUUGAAGUAGGAAUGUUAUUUCAGAUCUGUGGAAAUCUAUAAUGAUACAUAAGAUCUAUGAGUGUAAGGAAAUAGUGUUAAGUUUGUAAAUUAUGAUCAUUAUUUCUAUCAACAAACAGGUUUAAGUGGAAAAAAAAAAAGAAUUCUAACUUACAAAGAUGGUAUCUGUUAAGCAUUGUUUCAAAAUCUUGAGUCCCAUAAAAAAAAGAUUAGCAGUAAUGGUAAAUAAUUCAUUUUUUCUGUAUUUCAAAUGGUUUAUGUAUGCAUUAGUAAUAGAAGCUUAAUAACCAGUUAGUCGUGUGUCAGUAAAAGUUUCUAAGUAAAUUUGUUUAUUUUUUUGGAUGAUGCAAUUUUGAUAACCGUAUGGUGAUUAGAAAUAACAAUAUUUUUAAAGCAAGUGCAUAAACAACAUGAAUUGAAAAUUGUUAACCAUUGUCUUCACGUGUUGCCGAUUAGGUUUCUCAUUUAUAGUUUACAGAACUUUCCUUCUUCGUCCUUAAACACAACAGGUAACCAUUGUGGUUAAAUGUAAAAUAAUUUAAUUGGUCCAGAAAAGCAAAGUAAAUGUUAAGAGAUAAAACUUAUAAGAACACUGUGGUUGUUAAUGGUAUACAGGAAAUGACAUGCUGUAAUACCAUUUCCACUUGGUAACAUGUAGUUUUAUUAGCACAACAUUUUUGAGCAGGAAAGUCCUCUUGAGGAAAUAGAAGCAUAAUAAACUACUUUUAUUCUAGUUUUUCAGAUUCUUGUACACCUGAAGGAGGAAAUUCUGCCCUAAACAUUUUGCUAAUAAAAAUGUAUGUUUUUAAAAGUGAUAUUGUACUGUGUCAUUUAAUGUAAUCAAAGGGUUAUAUCAUCACACAACUGGUCAUUAAGACACUCUGAAAAAACGUUUUUGUUUUUAUAGUCUACUUUCAAAGUAAUCAAAGGGACAUCAAGAUAUUGAGUUUAAAAAAAAAAACAGUACUGUUUGUUUUUAGAAGUUAAGUUUCUGAAGAAUAUUUCAUCAUUGUUUAUGUUUCUAAGAUCAUUCCAUUGUCUGUCUGUGUUUUUUCCUAUUGAAUAGAUCUUCUUAUUGUUUGAAUUUCAAAAUAUUUUCCAUCCCACUAAUCGGUGUCAAUAUUUUAGUGAAAUAAUUUAGAGCAUGCUAAACUUCAUUUGAUAGUGCAAAUGUAUAUAAGAAAUUUGCACAAGUGAAUUUGUUAAAUUGCUAACGUUCUUGACUAGGUGAGUGACUUAAAGUUGUUUGAAAAUAUAAAUUUUGUUAUAUGUUGUUUAUGUGUCUGCAACCAAAUAUUUGGAUAUUAAGUUAUCAGUGUUCAGGUGUUUUUACUUUCGUUGCUACUUUGAUUUUACUGAUGAAACUGCUGACCUGUAUUUUCAUUACUUAAAGAUGUUCCAGGCGCAUCAACACCCCUGUAUGUAUUCUAUUGCAAUCUUACAAUAAAAUCGUUUAACACAGAC
This is a messenger RNA of Limulus polyphemus (Atlantic horseshoe crab), 3394 nucleotides long. It is a transcript of the gene Fkbp59, whose product is annotated as peptidyl-prolyl cis-trans isomerase FKBP4-like. Gene Ontology annotation, molecular function: peptidyl-prolyl cis-trans isomerase activity; protein binding. NCBI's taxonomy places the organism in Eukaryota, Metazoa, Arthropoda, Merostomata, Xiphosura, Limulidae. Bases 231 to 1628 code for a protein of 465 amino acids. The transcript has 9 exons. The record is from RefSeq and is a predicted model, not a curated record.